This is a messenger RNA of Fraxinus pennsylvanica, 1356 nucleotides long. Lineage: Eukaryota; Viridiplantae; Streptophyta; Magnoliopsida; Lamiales; Oleaceae. The record is from the annotation of a GenBank genome assembly.
AUGCACCCAAUGAUUUCUAACACCACUAACUUUGAGAAUUUUUUCCCCGAAACAUUGCUUCUCGAAAAGAUAGUGGUGUCUCCCAAUGUUGCAACACUUAAGCAUCGUGGGGGCUACAUUAGUAUUACUCCGAUGGCAUGUGUUAAUACCGAUUUGAUGCAGAUUUUCUCUGAAAAUGUUUUCUUCAGUGGAACUGGGUCUUGGUUCUAUUGGUUUCUCUACUUAAAAUGUAACUGCAGAUUUUCUGGGCCCGGUGUUUCCUGCGUUUGCUGUAUUUUCAUUAUUCUCAGUGAAUCUCGAGAAAAUUGGGGCAUUGAAUCGAAUAUGAUAACUUGUAUAGCUUGUUCAAAGCAGCAAACUGCCAGAUCUCUUCGCGACCCUCCUGAAGAGGAUGACACCGCCGUCACUCCCUCCAGUAAACAACCAAUCAAAGCCCUAACCAACCAGAUCAAGGAUAUGGCAGUAAAGGCAUCUGGUGCUUACAAGUCCUGCAACCCAUGUUCCCGCUCCUCAAGCAACAACCAUGGCCGAGCCUACCCUGACUCGGAAGCCGGCUGGGUUUCGGAGAGAUUUUGCGGCACCUACAAGAGAACAGGGAGCUUAGACAACCAUCCAAGGCUAUGGGGGAAGGAAAUGGGAGCCAAACUCAAGGCCCUUUCGAGCGGUGAAGCCACGCCCUCUUCAGUUAGCGGUAGAAGUGUAUCGGUAGUGUUCAUGGAGGAAGAUGAGCCCAAAGAGUGGGUUGCACAGGUUGAGCCUGGUGUGCUCAUUACUUUCGUUUCAUUUCCUCAAGGAGGAAAUGGUCUCAAAAGGAUUCAAUUCAGUCGAGAGAUGUUUAACAAAUUGCAAGCUCAACGGUGGUGGGCAGACAACUACGACAAAGUGAUGGAAUUAUACAAUGUGCAGGGGUUCAAUCGUCAAGCAGUACCAGAAGAAACAACUCUGCUGAAACCUGAAGAGGAGAACUCAAAAAUUGAAUCUGCUGAGAAUAGCCCUGUCGAACACCACCAAAUGCAAUCUCGCCAUUACUGCGACUCUGGUGAUCUUAAUUUGACACCAAAACUGUCCAGCCUUAGUGCUGCAAGGACGGAUGCAUCUUCCAUCAAUGCUUCUGCAAAGUCUAUUUCUUCAAGAGAGUCUGAACACUCCGGGGAGCUUUCAGUGAGCAAUGCGAGUGAUUUGGACACUGAGUGGGUCGAGCAAGAUGAGCCUGGAGUUUACAUCACUAUUGGAACAUUGCCAGGUGGCACUCGUGAGCUUAGAAGAGUGCGGUUCAGCCGAGAAAGGUUUGGAGAAAUGCAGGCACGGUUGUGGUGGGAAGAGAAUCGAGCUAGAAUUCAACAGCAGUACUUGUGA